AUGCGUUCUUCCAUUGUCUUCCUGUCGGCCCUGGCCACCUCGGUCAUGGGUGCCAAUUCCACCGCAUACACUUUGCCCGCCGACUUCAAUCUGGCCUUGGUGGAAGCUGGCGAGCGCAGCGCUUGGUGCUCUGCCCAACGUAACACUUGCCCCGACAUCUGCCAGAAGGGCACUAAGCUCAACUCGUGCGACCCGAACACUUUGAUCUUCAGCUGUGUCUGCAGCGAUGACUCUACUCCCGACGUGUCUCCUUACAAGCAGACCGUUCCGUUCUACGUCUGCCAAGCCAAUUUCGGCCAGUGCAUCAACUCGCACCCCAACGACGCUGAGGGUCAGCGCGCCUGCAAGAAGAGCGCUGUCUGUGGCUCCAAGAACGCCAGCGCAGAGACUACCACCUCUUCUACUACCACUUCGGCCUCCACCACCACCCUGGCCACUGCCACCGCGACCGAGUCUUCUGCCUCGGCUACUUCUUCCGUGGCUGCUGCGAGCACCACCACCAACGCCGCUGUCGCUCUCGGUGAUCUGACUCAGUACUCUACUGGUCUGAUGGCUGGUCUCAUGUUCGUCGCUGCCCGCAUGAUCCUGUAA
Messenger RNA from Penicillium paradoxum, 591 nucleotides. RefSeq lists its product as uncharacterized. NCBI's taxonomy places the organism in Eukaryota, Fungi, Ascomycota, Eurotiomycetes, Eurotiales, Aspergillaceae. The transcript is spliced from 3 exons. The coding region runs from base 1 to 591 and encodes 196 amino acids. The record is from RefSeq and is a predicted model, not a curated record.